AAAUGUACAAAAUGAAAGCAGUUCAUUCAAUCAGAGUAUUCAGCACAUUGUUGAUUACAAUGACCUCGCCACUCUAUUUCGGUCGCAGUAAAAUGAUUUCGCAUCUAAUUUUGGUGAGUGCAGUCUUAACAACCGUCGCAUCCAAUUACGAAUCGCGUCAGGGCCUAAUGAACGGUUUAGUGUUUCCAAGUGAAAUCGAUGCUGUCGUCGGUGAGGAGAUUUAUCUGAAAAUAAUUGAACCAGUAGCUCAGCAAACGCAUUGCCAUUAUCGCAAGACGGGCGGUCAGGAUGUUGACAUUCAACAGCCACACAAACAAGACUUCGAAGCGUGGAAAAAAGAAACCUGUGGACUGCGCAUCAAAAAUAUUACAACGGAAGAGCAUGGAUUCUGGAGACUAACAUCGUCAAAUGACAAUGGCGAUGUUGCCAGGGGAAUUGUAUUCAUCAACGUUCGAACCGAGGAUCCGAAACAACCGGCAAAAAAAGAGAUCGACUCGUUAGAUGUUGACAUUGCACUGGAACAAACGGAGUAUUGCUACGUUCUGCGACCCGACCAAACGAAAACAGCGUUUCCCCAACAUGAAAAUUGUGAUUUUCCCAAAUUCAAGAGUGAUGCCGAGGGUAAUGGCAUUUGGAAUGUGGUAUCAGGCGUCAAGGGUAAAACACACGAGGUAACAUUUGAAGUGAAUGUCAAGACGAAUGUUGAACAGUUUCAAACUUUUGUUGAGCACAAUAGCAGCACAUCGUCAUUGAAUAUGAAAUGUAAAUUGGUGAAUACGAGAAAAACGUUGAAAUUCUGUCGAUUUUUGCGAUUGAACGAUGAUACUGGCUUCAAUUUGCAAGACGGUCGAGGUGAAGAGCGAAUCAGUUACUUUGGCAACGGUUUUGCGAAUCGUGAAUGUGGCAUUUCAAUUGCGAACGCAGACGACAGCGAUAAAUCGCCAUGGAAGUGCUUCAUCGGUGUUGACGAUGACGGUCAUUUGAAAACGAUGGGAGCCAUCAUUGAUGGCAGUGUUCCACAAAAAACUAGCUCACAAGGUGACGUUGAAUCUAGCGAUGUUUAUGGUCUACAGGACACGCAAGUGAAUAUUUUAUGCAAGCGAUACAUUCCAACCGAUUAUUGCUGGUUUCGAGAUCCAUCUGGACAAAUAAUCUCAAUGUCUGACCAAAAAGAACCCGAUGAUUCAAAUGACAUAUACAGGUAUUAUGGAACUGGAAUCAAGCUCGGUGAAUGCGGUUUAACCAUUUUGAAUGCUAAUCACAAUCACUCGGGUAUAUGGUCGUGUCAUAUGGGCGCAACGGAGCAGUCGUCAGCAGACUCUGUUCAAGAAAUCAGUGUUCGUAUCGCAGAAACACCAUUGGUUUCGACAAACUUAUUUCAAGACGCUCAGCAGGCUACCUCUAUGGUGCUUGAAUGCCAUAGCAUUCCAGAGCAUGUUCCUUUGGAGUAUUGUCGGUUUUUGCAGCCGGAUGGUAAAAGUUUUAGUAUCAAUGAGAAAUCAACCGUUCACAAUCCUUUGCUGGAUAACUACUACUUUAAUCCAAAUCGUAAGAUGAGCUCGGGCUAUUGUUCGAUAAUUGUGAAAAAAGUUGAUCGUAAACAACAUCAAGGUCAAUGGAUGUGCGUGGCGAAACCCAUCGGAAGCGAUAGUGAAUGUUCCGAUGAAUUCCGUGUCACCGUGUUCGAUUCAAAUAUUUCGGCUGCCAGUGUGAUUGGAAUGGUGUUUUCUGCCAUUUUCAUCCUUGGGGGAAUCGUUUUCAUCACUUACCGGGGCUAUCGCCAAAAAUACAAUGUAAGACGUAACACACAGCAAACGGCUGUUACCUAUAUCACUGGCACCGAUGCCGUUUCAAUGCGUAGCAAUCACUCCAUUGAAUCACAAUCCAGUUCUCAAACCGAUGGCUGUCAAUCUGAAGGCAUUGAGAUUCAAACAAUUAGAUUGAGAAAUUGAGAAAGAAAAGCUGGUCGAUGAACGUAUUUUUUAAUUGAGCAUUUUUUUAUUAUCAUCAACUUAAAAGUAAUAAGCUAAACAGUACAUAUAUAAUGAACAUAGAGGCGUUCUUUCUUAUUUUUUGGUUUACAUUGAACUUUAAUACAAUUGAUUUGUGUGGCUUUUAUAUUCUUUUUAAUAAAACACAAUGGCUUUUGAGCUAUAAACGGGUGAAAA
This is a messenger RNA of Sitodiplosis mosellana (orange wheat blossom midge), 2168 nucleotides long. RefSeq lists its product as uncharacterized. NCBI's taxonomy places the organism in Eukaryota, Metazoa, Arthropoda, Insecta, Diptera, Cecidomyiidae. The transcript has 8 exons. The record is from RefSeq and is a predicted model, not a curated record. Bases 3 to 1952 code for a protein of 649 amino acids.